This is a messenger RNA of Cryphonectria parasitica EP155, 1083 nucleotides long. RefSeq lists its product as uncharacterized. The transcript has 2 exons. The record is from RefSeq and is a predicted model, not a curated record. Gene Ontology annotation, cellular component: cytoplasm; nucleus. NCBI's taxonomy places the organism in Eukaryota, Fungi, Ascomycota, Sordariomycetes, Diaporthales, Cryphonectriaceae. Gene Ontology annotation, molecular function: protein binding. The coding region runs from base 1 to 1083 and encodes 360 amino acids.
AUGUUAAUCCACAAAGGGGCUGAUGUCAACGUGACAGGCCUGAAUUUUAGAAGCAUGCCACUCUUCGCUGCGUGCCUGCCGGUUAGAAGAUUCCAUCAGACUGACAAUGUACCGGUCAGACUCGAAGAUGCAGAGCGCAUCGUGCGAACCCUGGCCGCCCGUGGUGCCGAUGUCACCGCCACCAAGGGCAUCUCGUUGUUCACUGCUCUAUGCGCCGCCGCUCUUUGCGCGGGAGUUGGUACAAUCAAUUUCCUCCUCGAUAAGUCAGCAUCUGUGCGGAGCCCUGAUCCCUUGGGCCGUUUGCCGAUACACUUUGCUGCUGCCAAUGGCAUCCGCAAUUUCGAGACGAUCGUGCUGGCUCAUGGUGAAGACAUCAUGAUUCCCGACAACUUCAAGAAGAAUGCGCUGCACUGGGCUGCGCAGUUCGGGAACGCAGAGACCGUCAAGGCAAUCCUGCAGAAGCUCUCGCCAAAGGAAAAGAGGAUAUACGUAAACUUUGCGGACGCUGAUGGCUGGACGCCGCUGGCUUGGGCCUCAAGGCAAACGGAGCCUAGCACUUGGGUGUGCUGGACAAAGUCCGAACCCCAGGAUUAUGAAGCCACUAUGAAGUGUUUGAUCGGACACGGUGCAGACAUAUCCGUGACGUUCCAUAUGAGCCAAGGUGUGGACGCGGAGGAGCUCACGCCAUUGAAGAUGGCGAAGAGAAGCGGGUUCGGUGAGGCUGUCAUUCAACUUCUCACACCUAAAAAUGUAUUAGGCAAGGAAGCAUCCGAAGAGCCUAUGUACACAUGCUUGAAUGACUAUUGCAACUUUUGUCUCAGUCUUUGGUGGAACACCACAUUCGAAGGUCUUCACACCUUCCAUAUACCGGAAAGGUACAAGCAGGAAUUCGUGGCUCGAUCAUCACAAUCCGUCACAUCCGAUUCGGUUGCCAAUGACGAGGCGCCGACCUAUACCGAUAACACUGAAAUGCCCGUUAAUGAGUCAACGCCGGAGGGUGAGGAGACAGACUUCAAUGGGAAUGACAUUGUAGAACUGGAUCUGCCAGCAUUGGAUGAUCUUGGCGGGUUGGAUGAGCUGUAG